GAAUUGUAUUAUUUACCUCGGCAGUUCCCGUUUACAAUGAUAAUUACUGCCCAAACUCCGCAAUUUAUCAAUACAACAUUACAUUCCAAAGCAAUCUCAAGAUUCUCCUCUCAGAUCUCACUUCCAACGCCUCCCAAGGCCCCGACGGCUACUACCUGACAAACAUAGGCUUGGCGACCAUAAACGUCGCCAGUGGCAUCUUCCUCUGCCGUGGCGACGUCGCCUCUGCCAUCUGUCAGGAGUGUGUCGCCGCCGUAGCCACAGAGAUAGAAUGCUGCUGCCACAACCAGACACAAUCCAUAAUAUGGUACGAUGAGUGCACGUUGGGUUACACAAACAGGUACUUCAACUCUGUCAGCAUCGUCCCAAGAGUGAACUUGUGGGAUGACAAGAACAUCUCCACCUCGGAUUUGAAGUUCAAUUUGGCCACAAUUGAGGCUGCCACAAAUAAGUUUUCCUAUGAAAACAAAAUAGGAAAAGGUGGAUUUGGAGAGGUUUACAAGGGUGUUCUUUUAGAUGGACGAGAAAUAGCUGUAAAAAAACUCUCGCAAAGUUCACGACAAGGUGUAGUAGAAUUCAAGAAUGAGGUUUUGUUAAUAGCAAAACUUCAACACAGAAAUCUUGUGACAUUAUUAGGAUUUUGCUUGGAAGAACAGGAGAAAAUGCUUAUUUAUGAAUUUGUGCCCAAUAAAAGUCUUGAUUACUUUUUAUUCGAUCCUGUAAAGCAAAGAGAGUUAGAUUGGUCAAGACGCUACAAGAUCAUUGUUAGUAUUGCUCGAGGAAUUCUUUAUCUCCAUGAAGAUUCCCAGCUUCUAAUUAUACAUCGUGAUCUCAAAGCUAGCAAUGUUCUACUAGAUGAAAACAUGAACCCAAAGAUUUCAGAUUUUGGCAUGGCAAAAAUUUUCCAGGCAGAUCAGACUCAAGUAAAUACAGGAAGGAUAGUUGGAACUUAUGGUUACAUGUCUCCAGAAUAUGCAAUGCGUGGACAAUUCUCUGUGAAAUCAGAUGUGUUCAGCUUUGGUGUCUUAGUUUUGGAGAUUGUGAGUAGCAAGAAGAACACUGAUUUUUGUCAAACUAAACAUGCCGAUGACCUCCUAAGCUAUGCUUGGAAAAAUUGGACGGAGCAAACACCUUUGGAGUUGCUGGAUCCAACCCUGAGAGGUUCUUAUUCAAGAAAUGAAGUCAUCAGAUGCAUCCAUAUUGGUUUAUUGUGCAUUCAGGAAAAUCCAUCCGACAGGCCUUCGAUGGCAACUAUUUCACUUAUGUUGAACAGUUAUUCAGUUACCUUGUCAUUACCUCGAAAACCAGCAUCUUUCCUGCAUGGAAGAACACCUAACAGGCUAAAAAAUGGGCUUCAUUCUGAUGAGUCCGCCACCAGUUCAAUUUUGUGGUCUAAUAAUGAAGUAUCCAUUACUGAAGUAUACCCUCGAUAAAGGAUAGGUUUUAUUAUGUUUUCUUCAAUCCAUCCACUUUAUGUUCAAAUCUUGUCAAACCAUGCCGUUAUGUAACACGUACCUAGUCAAUAUGUAUUGUAAAUA
Molecule: messenger RNA, 1538 nt
Organism: Gastrolobium bilobum
Lineage: Eukaryota; Viridiplantae; Streptophyta; Magnoliopsida; Fabales; Fabaceae
Product: cysteine-rich receptor-like protein kinase 10
Exons: 6
Biological process (GO): protein phosphorylation
Molecular function (GO): ATP binding; protein kinase activity
Source: RefSeq, a predicted model, not a curated record